AUGACUGUCUUAUCACUUUUCCCAGGCAUGAUUGAGCAUGGACUCACGGACAGUUCUCAGUACAGACCCCGACAGAGCAUUACAGAUGAAGGAAUGUUCUCUUCAACUCCAACAUCUCAGGACUAUAUUCCUGCAACUUCCUCCGAAAGCCCUAAUUCCAAAGAUGAGAGCAUUGAAACUGAAAACAACCAUUUUUUAGAGGACAACAAAUCGGAAAGACCAGUGUUGGAGUCUGGAGUAGACCUAAAUGGCAGUGUUGAGCAUCUGAAGCCUCCGUCUCAUACAUCUCCUGAAUCUACUGAGAGUGACUGGGAAACACUGGAUCCAAGCAUCCUGGAGGAAUGUAUUACAACAGAUGACGGGGAAGUUUGGAAUAUGGGUCCAGGGCAAUCUGAAACUCUCAGUAAG
Messenger RNA from Staurois parvus, 408 nucleotides. The record is from the annotation of a GenBank genome assembly. Lineage: Eukaryota; Metazoa; Chordata; Amphibia; Anura; Ranidae.